Molecule: messenger RNA, 3445 nt
Organism: Metopolophium dirhodum (rose-grain aphid)
Lineage: Eukaryota; Metazoa; Arthropoda; Insecta; Hemiptera; Aphididae
Gene: Cp110
Exons: 4
Coding region: 139-2214 (691 amino acids)
Biological process (GO): centriole replication; regulation of cytokinesis; centrosome duplication
Cellular component (GO): centriole
Molecular function (GO): protein binding
Source: RefSeq, a predicted model, not a curated record
UACCGAACAUCGAUUAGCGAUCUCAGAAAUUCAAAAAAAAUUUAAUACUUCAGUUAAUUCAGUAGACCAAAGUUCAUUAAUAUUAAUUAAUUAAUUAUUUAUACUGUACAUUAUUAAAUAAUAAAUUGUUACUUCACUAUGGCGCUAAGAACGGAUAUGUAUAUAUCCUGUAUUAAAAUAUUCGGUGUUCCAAUUGUACCGCCGCUUAUGACAGAUCAGAAAAGAAAUGAAAUGAAAGAAUAUAAAGAAAAGGCAAUGGCUUAUGAGCAUAAAUUCAAGGGUAAAAGAAUUAGCUUGGAUAGCGGAGUAAUGACUGCAAGUACAGAAAUGCAAAAAAUUGAGAACUUUGAAUCCCCUACUACUGUAUUAAAAGAAACUGUUUAUUGUGAUGUAAAUAAUACUAGCAAAAUUACAAUACUUAAUGGGAUGAAAACUGACGAUUCUAUGUCUCCAGAAACACCAACAUUAAUUUCUGAAGAAGAUGAGCAUAAUUUUAACAAUAGUUCUUUCAAUAAAGAACCAAUUAAUAUUAAGUCUGAUAGUGUUGGUUUAACCGAAAACUAUGAUGACACUUUGAUUCCACAACAAGCAUCCAAUUAUAAUUUAACUGUAAAUAAUUUAACCAUCCUUAAUGAAAAUAAUUUAAAUGAUAAAUGUCUUUAUAAUGAAUCACAAAUUGAAUCUGCAAAUCUGAAUUUAAUUCAAAAUUCUUGUGACACUUUGGUUCUGAAACAAGAACCGACUCAACUUUUAACUCUAAUUAAUGAGACUUUCCAUGUUGAUGGAGAUAAUACUAUUUCAACAAAACAAAUACCUCGUUUAAGAAGUAAUUCAUAUACUUUAUCAUCACCAAGUCCUGUAAUGGUAGCAUUUUUAAAUAGUCAAGUUCAGCAACAAUUAAUGGAACCAAAAAGUUUAGAAAACAAUAUUAACUGUAGCAAAGAAUGUAAAUCUGAGCCAAUUAAUAUUUAUACAACCAAUGACUUUGAUGAUAAAAUAUUGAAAGCUAGAAGUCUUUCACUCAAUUCUGUUCCUAAAUCAUUUCAUAAACAAAAUCUUAUAAAUAAUUCCAUAAAGCCUAGUCUUAAUAAAUAUACAGAAAAUAUUGUCAUUUCUGAUCAAAAACAAGAUGAAAGAGGAAGCUUGACUACUGUUGGAACAAAUUUUAGUAAUGACGAAAGUGUUGGAAGUGUGAUAACUGUUUUUAAUGGCAAUAGUUUUGAUAACAAUAGCAGUCCCAAUUCAAUGACAUGCAAGUCUACGAAACAUUGUUGUUGCCGACAUAGCGAUGAUGAUUAUUCUUUAAGCAGCAGCAACAUACAUUACAAAACUCUUGAGGAGUUAAACCUAGAAGCUGAACAUUUACGCAUAACGAAGUUGGAUAUUGAAAGAAGGCAUCAAGAAGAAUUGUCCAAUUUAAUAAGAAAACAAAGGGAAGAGCAAGAGAAAAUUGCAGUUAGAUACUAUUUAGUAUCACAAAGUACAUCUGGAAUGUCUUUUGAUGGGUCAGAAUGUUCAGAAUCUAUAUCCAAACAAAUAUCAUCAAAUUCUCCAUCAAUUCAAUCUGGAAUCACAGUUACUAAUGACAAAAGCAUACUAUCUGAUACGUCAUCAAUUAUUUCUAGUUGUUCAGUUAAUAAAAGUUUGGUUUGCUCAUCUCCAAGACAAAGAAUAUCACCUCGUUCUCCACAUUCACAGCAAAAUAAUAUUAAAUUUUAUCAUAGAAUACGUGGAGGCUUGACAGCGAAAUGGACAAAAGCUCCCACUGAAGUGGAAAACUCUGCGGCAACUAUUAUAAAUGCCGGUGUUAGAGGUUAUCUGACCAGAAGACUAUUACGUACUGAAAAGGCUCAAUUGUUUAAAAAGACUAUUUUGGAUUCAUUAAAAACAGCUCUGAUAAUGCAUAUGGAAUUAAAGAAGCAACAACCUACUGAAUCUGAUCUUCAACUCCAUCAAAGAAUCAUUAAUCAGCUUACUACUGCCUGCUAUGAUUUGAAUGAUUUGAUUUUGGGAUCUGUACACGAAAGAAUGACUGUAAUCAGAGGUGACCGUGAACGAUUGAUGGCUGUAAAAAUGCGACGCAAAUCAAGUUCAGCCUUGGUGAUUAACAAACAGUCUCCAAUAUUGAAACAACCAAGGAAAUCUAGAUCAGGUUAUUCAUUAUCAAGGAAAGCGUCUGGACAUUUUUCUGAAAAGAGUUCCUGUAAAAAAUAAUAUUAUUUUAGUUAAAGAAUUAUAAUAUAUUAUGUAUUUACAAUAUUUUUAAUUUAAUUUUUUUUAGAUAUGUUGUUAAAAACCACUGUUUUUGUUUUUAGCACAAUAAUAAUUUAUGAAAAGUUCUCAUUAGUUUUAAGAUUUAUACCAAAAAUACCGUCCCAAUUUCGGUUGCUGUAUACGUUAAGAAAACUAAUUAUUAUAAUUAUUAUGUUAUUUUAACACUUACGAGCACUUUUUUUUUAUAUUUUGUAUUUAAAUUUAUAAGUUAACAAAUUAUAUUUAUGUUUGAGUGAAAAAUAAAACACUUAAUGAAGUGAUAUUAUUAUAAAAUACUAUAUAUUUUUUUUUAAUCUGAUGAUAGGUUAAAAUUUAAAUCCUAAAAAAUCUUUAAUUAAAUAUGUAGAGGUCUGAGCAAGAACAGCUAUUGAGUAUAUAUCCAAAGCUUGUUUAUGUACCUAAAGUUUUAUAAUUUAAUAUAUUUAUUACUUCACAAUAAGAUAUUCUAAUUGAAAUUUAAAAAAGUGUUGGUAAAUAUGUGUUAUAUGAGUGUUUAAAGUUUGUUCUUAAAUUACAGGCAAUAUAUUAACUGUUUUCAUUCUAAACAUUCAAUGCUAACACCUUAUGUUACUCACAAAACAAUAAUAAAUAAGUUUCUUACAAUAUAUUUAUUUUUAAAAGAGGUACUGCAAAACAAUAAUAAAUAAGUUUCUUACAAUAUAUUUAUUUUUAAAAGAGGUACUGCAUAUGAUAUUAUUUCUUAAGUAGUAAUUUUUGGGUCUUAAGUUUAUACAUGUGGAUUGUGGAUAUCACUCUGCUGUAUAGUAAGUGUCGAGUGGUCACUGUAACAGAUGUGUUAUAUUUGAACUCAAUGAUACAUCAUUGAAUAUGCAAAGCGAUUCUGAGCGAAGACUAUAUAAUAUAUGUAUAUUUCAUUGUAAUAUAUUUUUUGAUAUUGCCACAGAAUAUAAUAUAUACAUAUAUUAUAUUGCUAUUAAAGUAAUUUAUUUAACUAUUAGUUUACGGUAAUUUGAUUUAAUUUUUCCCGAAAAUAUAACAUUUAUUAACAUUACAUACUAUUAAUAUUUAAUUAUUACAAUAUUAUAAUUUGUAUCUAUUUAUAUCAUAUUAUUAUAUUAUAACUUCUUAUUGUUAUUUAUGUUUUACUCAAUACGACCUUACUGUUAAACAAUGUGAAUGAAAUGGAAUAAAUAAAUAAUAGCUGAAGUGG